AUGGCUUAUACAAGCGACAUUGACCAUGGGUACGCCUGGGUGGCACUGAUGGCCACCUUCAGCAUCCAGUUCAUAAUUGGAGUCACCAUAUGCUCGACAGGAGUAAUAAAUAUUGCAAUAAUGGAAGAAGUUGAAGACGAUAUUACGAAAACAUCAUGGAUUGGUUCAACUCUCGUCGGAACAUUCACUUUACUAGGUUCAACUCUCGUCGGAACAUACACUUUACUUGGUCCCAUUGCUGGAGUCGUUCAACAGAAGGUUGGUGCAAGGAUCACAGCUAUGGCAGGGGGUCUGCUGAUGCUUCUGGGAAUGUCUGUAGCCUCAUUCUGCCAAACUAUCAUUGGCCUGUUACUUACAUAUGGCCUUCUUGCAGGUGAAGCUACCUGGAUAUUCCAUCUGCCCAACUACGCGGAACACAAAGGACGCUCUCCAGCGGAGGCUGCAAGUCUCCUAACUGCUAUGGGAGCAGGGAGCAUGUUUUCACGGGUAUUUGCAGGAAUAGCAGCCUCAGACUCCAACAUAGAUGCCGUGGUGCUACAAGUGGGACUAUCGGGUUUGGCAGGAAUAAUAUCUUUCUUGUUUACUGUUGGCCAAUCUUCAUACGGUUCACUACUUGCCCGUAGCUACUUUUAUGGGACAUACAGUCAAGGCAUCAAUUCUCUCAUCGGACCAAUCAUCAUAAAUCUGCUUGGUUUGCCCCACGUUCCUGUUGCAUAUGGAAUCGUGUGUUUCUUCUGCGGGCUUGGUCAUUUGUUAGGACCUCCUAUAGCAAGCACCUUGUACAAAUGCAGUGGUAUAUACGAGUACACAUAUGUGUUUGCAGGUGGGAAGCAGUAUUAUCCUGAGAGAUGUCCACUAAAGAAACCUACCAAGAAUGUAAAGCAAGUGGACAAGGUAUUUCAUGAUGCCUGCAUGGAGGGGGACAUGUGCCAGGUGAAGAACAUUUUGUCCGAAGGAAAGGUAGACAUAAACGGUAGAGAGGGAAAGUACAAUAGGACACCAGUGAUGGAGGCAGCAUAUAAAGGACAUGUGGAUGUGGCUGACCUUCUUGUGAGUAAAAGAUGUGAUUUGUCACUAGCUGACACUAACAAUAACAAUAUUCUCCACCUGGCCUGUGACGGAGGAGAUAUUGCGACAGUGGAGUAUAUCCUAUCACAGGGCAUCGUGGACGUCAACAGUGAAGGAUACUGA
Haliotis rufescens (red abalone) is the source of this 1191-nucleotide messenger RNA. Its product is annotated as monocarboxylate transporter 2-like. The transcript is spliced from 6 exons. The record is from RefSeq and is a predicted model, not a curated record. Bases 1 to 1191 code for a protein of 396 amino acids. NCBI's taxonomy places the organism in Eukaryota, Metazoa, Mollusca, Gastropoda, Lepetellida, Haliotidae. Gene Ontology annotation, molecular function: protein binding; monocarboxylic acid transmembrane transporter activity. Gene Ontology annotation, biological process: monocarboxylic acid transport.